GCCCCAAAGUCCUUCAACCCAAAACUAAAUUAAUUAAUGAGAAUUUGAAAUUAUUACAGUUAAGAUGAUUGGUCCAAUUUAACAAUUUUGGGAAAAUGAAUCCUACAUCAGACUCCACUUCUGUAUAUUAUAUAUAACAAGUUAGAAGAAUGAAGAAUCAAGGGGGGUGAUAAACCUAAAACAGAAUGAUUUGAACUUUCCAUAACUAAUGCAACUCCAACAACUUCACCACCUUCGAAGCCUCACACCCACUCCAUGUUUAUUCUUUCAUAUGGCUUUCUAUUUAAAGAGAAAGGUGCACAGCCACUUGCAUGCUCAUCCCAAUACCUAAUAAUUCAUAUCCCAACUGUUACAAAUCUCCCAAGAACACCCAAAUACGAAAAUCACAGGAUGUUCAAGCUGCCGUCGCCGUCUUUUUUCAUUGCAGUGUUGAUAGCUUCUGUACACAUAGCAAUAUAUGUGGCAGCUAUUGACCCUGCCCCGGUUGGUGGAGAGCAUGUUCUUGAGCUGUACAUGCAUGACAUUCUUGGAGGCGGUAACCCCACGGUGAGACCGGUAACUGGCCUGCUAGGAAACAUAUAUAGUGGCCAAGUACCCUUUGCGAAGCCGGUAGGAUUUAAAAUCCCAGAUGAUUCAGUAGCAAUCCCCAAUGCUAAUGGUGCUCUUCCAACUGUUAACGGUAACAAUGGUAUUCCACUAGGAACUGGUCUGGCUGGUACAACUUUUGCAGGGAAUCCUAAUGGUCAGAACAACGGUCAAGUUCAAACCCAACUGGGACCGGAUGGUUUGGGUCUAGGUUUUGGAACAAUCACUGUCAUUGAUGACAUUUUGACCACUAGCCCCGAGCUUGGUUCACAGCAACUGGGAAAAGCUCAAGGAGUUUACGUGGCUAGUUCUGCAGAUGGAAGCACACAGAUGAUGGCAUUUACAGCCAUCUUUGAAGGAGGAGAAUUCGGGGACAGCCUCAACUUCUAUGGUAUAUACAAGAUUGGAAGUGCAAUGUCACAUUUAUCUGUAACUGGAGGAACAGGCAAGUUUAAGAAUGCUGUCGGAGUUGCCGAACUGCGAGGACUCAUUCCAUCUGGCCAGCAUACCAUCGAUGGUAUAGAAAUAUUAUUGAGGAUAAUUGUCCAUCUAAAAUACUAGGAAUGUUACUUGAUUGAAUGUGGAAUUGUUUGUGUGAAAGUUUUAAUGUGGUCAAGGUUUGCAAUUUCUUUUUAUUAAUGUAUCUGUUUGUGCUGCCAGAUGUAUUAGAACUGUGAUGCAAUAUAUCAAUCGAUCCCUCGACUUUUUGAUUUCUCUAAAAGAAUA
Jatropha curcas is the source of this 1311-nucleotide messenger RNA. Its product is annotated as dirigent protein 16. The record is from RefSeq and is a predicted model, not a curated record. Lineage: Eukaryota; Viridiplantae; Streptophyta; Magnoliopsida; Malpighiales; Euphorbiaceae.